Messenger RNA from Cynoglossus semilaevis (tongue sole), 3610 nucleotides. It is a transcript of the gene ccdc191, whose product is annotated as coiled-coil domain containing 191. The transcript is spliced from 17 exons. Lineage: Eukaryota; Metazoa; Chordata; Actinopteri; Pleuronectiformes; Cynoglossidae. The coding region runs from base 808 to 3447 and encodes 879 amino acids. The record is from RefSeq and is a predicted model, not a curated record.
ACUUUUACUCACAAUAAGUCGUCUAAUAUAAUUCUAGCAAAACUAUGUGAAUGGUGGUAUAAGGAAAACUAUCUUAUAGACAAUACCGUAACCGACUAAAACAACAAAAAGCUCAAAAGAAAUUCUGUUGUUAAUAUUACUUAAUUUUACGUUGAUUUUAUUUUAUUGUUGUUUAAUGUAUUUAAAUUGUUGCUUUAUUAAAUGUAUAUUAGGAAAUACUAGACAUCACAAACUAUCCUUACAGACAUUUUAAAGUUUUAAACGUUAUAUUUUAACACGCUACAAUACACCUUUAUUUCAUUUAACCUUAGUUGCUAUAGUUACUAAAGAAGAGCAAAGCCUCAUGGGUUACGUAGUCUUAAAAAUUCUUUCUUGGCAACAAUAGACAAAGAUAAGCCAUUUAUGAACUAUAUUACCCAUAACCCCAUGCGACCCAAAGUAAACACUUGCAGCGGUUAUUCGUGCGGAUUCUGUGCUUUGAUGUGACUUAGGCGUGUGAAUGGGGCAUUUUAAAACAUGUUACUCUUCAGUUUCCGUAUGAAGUCUGUGAUGAGUAUCGUGGAUGCCAAAGGAAAGUUAUUUUAUAAUUUCGUUCAACAAACAGAAACAUGUAUUUUUGUAUUUUUUCUUCUUGUAUCUAUCUUGUAAUUUAAACGACACAAGGAAUAUAAGUACAAAAAAAGAAGCGCGAGGUCACAAUGCCACUGCAUUGAUGUUGACGGCAGCUUAACAAAAAACGGUAACUUGUAUUUUCGGAAUUUAAACUUUCGAUAAUAUAGUGUAGGUGACAGACAGGUUAGCCAGGCGAUGACGUCACCAAGUCGUAUUCCCCAUGUGUUUAAAUGGCGAAGUCUCAACAGGAACGGAGAAAAAGUCCAGACAGAGAUCAGUGAUAUUGAUCAAUGGAGAAAGCGAGUAGAGCAGGCUUCUGAAUUUGCCGUAUCUGAGGUUUUGUACCCAAAGAAACAUUAUUCAGGAAGCAGCGCUCGAAAUGUGCCUCUGCAACACAGCGAACAGUUACGAGAUCAUGAUGAAGCCUACAAGGAAGCCCAGGCUCUGGUUGGUGAUUGGCUGAGCAGUAACUUACAGAUGGAGGCUGAGAUGGAUGAGGUAGAUGACAUUAUGAGCUCUGUUCGGAGGAAAAGACCCGCACUGAAUUUCUCUCACCUCACUGCACCAAGCUAUGACAACUUUGAGGAUCUCUACAACUGCCUGGCUGAGGAGGACAUGCACAUCACUGUUAACAAUGUCCUACAAGACCUGAUGGAGCAAGAUCUGCUGGACACUGGGAUGAUGGAGGAACUGGCACUGGAUGUGGGAAAAACAAAGAAGAAAAUUAGAGACCCUCUAAUCACCAUGGAGGCAAGACACCAGCUGGUGCGAGAGAACAGGGCCCAGCGCGACACUGAGAGACAGAAGCAGCAGAGAGAGAGGGAGGCCCUGCGGGCUGCCAGAGAGGAGGUAAAGCGGAGGGAGCUAGAGGAGGAGAAGAGGAGGAAUCAGGACGCACACAGAGAGGAGGAGAUGGUACAGCAAGAGAUGGUGAGACUGCGGCGCCAGAUGGAGGAGCAGAAACGCUUGAAACAGCUGGUUAGACAGAGGGAAAGGCAGAGAACAGGACAGAGGUCAGAAGGUGACCUCCAGUCCACUCCAACACCCACACCCUCACCUCAGCAGCAGCAGGUCACAAAGCGACAGCACAGAAAACAGAAAAUUCAAAGCAUCGUUCAAAUGAACAACCUUAAGUGUUUACACAGGCAUUUCUCUGGAUGGUAUUCAGUAGUGUUGGACCAAAGGCUUCGUAUGGGAAAGGCCACGGCCCUCUCUAACUGGAAGAGGCAGCUGAGAGCAUGGCGAGUGUGGCGAUUACAUGUGUGGGCAGAACAAAAACACAAAGAAGUGCUGAGAAUAAAGGAGGAGCUUCAAACUGAGUGCAGACAAAGCCAGCUGGCGGUGGACAGCAACCGCAGACGUCUGCUGCGACUGUGUUUCAAUGAGUGGCACAGAUGCUGUUGGACAGAGAAGAGACGACGAGAGCUUUUUUCCAAGCAGCAGGAAAUCCGUCGUAAGAUGGCUGCUUUAAUUCUCGCCGUAUCAACAGGCAAACUGAAGGCCACGGAAGACCAGGCUUAUCAGCCAACGAUGUCUUCCUCACCCCAAACAUCAGAUGAACCAGAGACCACUGAGGAGGACAGUAACAAAAGGUCAGGAUCUUUGACUCCUGACGCCUCCGCAGUGCAUCUGGAUCAGACCCCUGCAGACGCUGUGGACCCACAGCCCACAGAGCCGUGGCAGGUGACCCGGAAGCAGGCAGCACCGACUCCUGCUGAGCUGAAUGAUGUGAGGCAGAAAUUCAAGGGCAACUGUUCCAAAACUGCUGCUUCAAAGGGUAGCAGGUUUGAGAACAGACACGCUGCCCAGCAGCAGAUCAUCUCGCAGCAGAAGAAGCUGCUGAAGGAGCAGCAGGAGGAGAUCAUUCGGCUGAAGGAGGAGCAGAGCGUGAUGAAAAAUGUGCAAGUCCUGCAACAAGGAGGCUUAAAAGCAAGGAGCCACAACCCUGAUAGCAAAGGGCAGAGGACGCUGAAAGAUUCUGAAAAGCCUGAUAUUCCAUGGUCACAAGAGAGAAAAUGUGUCAGACCCCAGGGCAGCCCUCAUCCCAUCAUUUCAGCCAUGGAGGCCCGUGCACAUCAACGCUCCAAUCGAAAAAAAGAGAUUGAAGAACUUAAGAGGAAGAAGGAACAGGAGAAGUUGGCUGAGAUGAAAGCUGCAGAGGACCAGAGAGUGAGAGAGGAGUUGGAGGAGAAACGCAAAAUGGCGGAAAAGAGGAAAGAGGAGAAAAGGCUGCAACGAGAGAGGGAAGAGGAAAAGCAGAGGGAGCUGAAAAGGCUGCAGGAGUGCCUGAAGCUCGCCUGCAAUCACUACAACAGAACCUUGCUGCUCCGUCGAGGCCUGGCCCCAUGGAAACGUCUCAUUCAGCUCAGAGAAGCCAACACUGAGCUGGCCGAGAGUCAUUAUAAUCGCUUCCUCCUGAAGCAGUGUGCGCUACGCUGGCAGCAAUCAGCGAGAGAGUCGCUGUCAGAGAAAGAGGCUGCUGCUGACCAACUGCACCGGCGCUUUGUACUGUGGAGCAGCUUCAGCAGCUGGAAGAGACUGGUAGAUUUAAGGACAACACAGGAGGAACAGGCCGAGCAUUUCUACCGCACACACACUCUGCGGAGGUUUCUGCUGGCACUGCUGGACCAUGUGACCCAGGAGCGGCUGGUGCAAUGGGACCGCCAGGAGCUGGCUCAUGAACACAAUAACAGACGGGUGUUGCAGCGUUGUCUCCUGGCCUGGAAGCAGCUUCCACGUGUGCUGCGAAAGGAAAAGGAGAAGGAGGAGCGACGCAAGAAGCUGGGGCGAACAGUGUUAAAGGUCCUGCCCGAUUUCAGCCUGAAUCCACCCUAACACCUGCAGGAGGAAACGUCACUGCUGCUGCAGGUGAACUACACCGUAAUGCAGAGGACACAGAGAAGUCUUUUGAACGCAAAACACAAACAAAAAGCCAAACUAAACUUGGAGUUUGAUUGAGGGAGAUAAGGAGUUUUAUGCAUACAAAGAAUAAGAAGAA